AUGUCCGCUUCGCAACAGGACAGCGAGCCCAACAAGGACAGAAUCAAUGUAAGUGUGCCCCUGCGUCCGUCACACGCCCCGGACAUUGGCGGCGUACUCUUCCUGGACUCUGUUGACCUGGCGGUCCAGCCCUCCGUCGACUCGUCUGCGGCCACCACCACCAUCAGCCAGGCCGCCGGUCAGUCUGCCACCCGCCCCGCCGAGAAGACCCCUCCUCCAAACCCCGAGCCCACCUUUGCCACCACAUACGAAACCAUCGUCAACGUUGCCGAGGAAGACCGUGCAGGCCGUGCAGGCCCAAGUGCGCAGGAACGCGAGAUUGCCGCGCUCUAUGAGUCCGCGCGCCCUAUCUUGGCUGCCUUCGGGGCCCUCCUCCCCCCCAUCACACCCCAAGAGGCAGCCAUAAGAGAAGAGCAAAAGGCCGAGCGGGACAAGAAGGAAGCCGCAAUCCUCCAGCAAUUUACUGGGGCAGACAGUGUGGGCAUCCAGGUCAAGCUCCCUCUCCGGGAGAAUGGUCUCGCCGUCCUCCCCGACGACUCUUACGAUGGCGACUUCCUCGAGAGUCUAAAAUACGCCUGGCUGCCGCUCCCCGUGUGGUGCAUUCAGGACAUGAUGCGGUUCUCUGACGCCACCCACACCCUCAAGCUCGUCCCGGGCGACUCGGGCUCGUUCGACGACACCUCUACCCUCGCAAUUGUUAGAGACGGUACAAUCAAAUGGCGUCUGCAGACAUCAAACUUUGCAGACACCGAGGACCUCGAUGGAGACACUCCCAGAUACUAUUUCCUUUCCCUCCUCGAGCGGGUAGAAAAGUGGAGGGUCUCGAAGUUGGGUCCAGCGGCCUCAGACUAG
Molecule: messenger RNA, 852 nt
Organism: Apiotrichum porosum
Lineage: Eukaryota; Fungi; Basidiomycota; Tremellomycetes; Trichosporonales; Trichosporonaceae
Exons: 1
Coding region: 1-852 (283 amino acids)
Source: RefSeq, a predicted model, not a curated record